Contarinia nasturtii (swede midge) is the source of this 5021-nucleotide messenger RNA. RefSeq names its product bromodomain adjacent to zinc finger domain protein 1A (gene Acf). The transcript is spliced from 7 exons. The coding region runs from base 436 to 4929 and encodes 1497 amino acids. Gene Ontology annotation, molecular function: protein binding. Lineage: Eukaryota; Metazoa; Arthropoda; Insecta; Diptera; Cecidomyiidae. Gene Ontology annotation, biological process: chromatin remodeling. The record is from RefSeq and is a predicted model, not a curated record.
UUUGUGAAUCAAGUUAGAAAAUAAAUUGAAAAUUUCGUAUAAAUUCGGUUAAAAUUAUUUUCGAAAAAUUAUGCAAAAUGUUCGUGAAGAUUUAGUGUCGCAUUUAAUUAAUAAAUUUGUUUGUUAACACCGUUUAUUUCGUGUUUAAAACCGAUUUUCAAAUUGGCAUGCGAAAAAUUUUUCCCUCCAAAUUGUGAACAUAGUGAAAAAGUGAGAACAUACAACGAAAUAAUAAAAGAGAAGUGAAGCGAGUGUGUUUUUGAAGUUAGAAGUGCUUGUCGUGCUGAACGUAUGCUGCUCACAAAUCACAUUACAAGUCAAACGCGACACAAUUUUUACGAGGGCUAGCAGAAACAAAAUCAUAAAAAAAAGAUUUCAAAUUGAAAAUAGAAAAAUUGUGUUGUGAUAUUCACGACAAAACAAAACACCGAAAACAUGCCACUGUUGAAGAGGAAACCAUUUGAAAAAGAUCCAAACACGCAUCAAGCGUUAAAGGACAACCAGGAGGUGUUUUACUGUGAAUUAUCGAAGGAAAUUUUUGUCGAUUAUGAGGAAUACUUCGAACGAACGAUGUUAUUUAAUUCGACAAUAUGGACAUGUGCGGUGAGUGGCAGACCAAAUUUGACAUAUGCUGAAGCAUUGGAAAGUGAGAAAAAGCACAAAAAAAUGAUCGAAGCAUUUCCGCAUGUGCUCAAAGGCCCCGUUGUCUAUAUAGCCAAUCUCACAAAACGUUCAGCAAUUAGUGAUUUGGUUGACGAUGUAUUCAACUAUGUAAACACACGGUUUUUCAAAAAUGAAUUAGUUGUAGCAAAAGAUCCAAAUUCCGAUCAAUUCAUUGAAUGUGAAGUGGUUGGUUUUGUAACAUCGCUGGCGAACACAGAAAGCAGCAGUCCAAAUGGUAAAAUUCCAAUAGAAGAUGUUAAAUAUCGUGUAAAACGAACCGAAGCAAAUGGUAAAUCGCCAAUGCUGUGGACAGUGAAUACCGAUCAAAUUCGUCGCCGUAAAAAGGACAACAGUUUACCAUUCUCCAAGGAUAAAUUGAAAUUGUUCUUGAAACAGUGCAUCGAAUACAAUGACAUUCGUAUGCUGACAAUCAAACAGGAUGCAUACAAACGGUAUGUGACCGAUGCAAAUAUCACAUCGUUGUCCAGUUUUUAUGUCGGCAAACAGCCGAUAUUUGAUCUGUCGAAAGUGUUGGCCGACAAAAAGGAGAAGGAUAAGAAAAAGAAACAAGAACAGAAAAAAGAGAAGCCCGACAAAGAGAAAAAGAAGAAGAAUCUUGAGAAUGGUGUCACAAAAAACGGAACGACACCGAACAAAAAUGGCAAAGUGAAAAAAACCGGUAAACAAUCAUCAUUGGAUGAUUUUGUUACCAAAGACGGCGCAAAAAUAGCCGAACUAAAGAGACUAAAAAAAUUGGAAGACGAAGAAGCCAAACGACGAAAAGAAGAAGAAAACCGCAAACGCAAAGAGUUGGAGGCAGAACGUUUAAAAAUAUUGGCCGAAGAACGUAAAAAACGUUUGGCCGAUUUGAUGCAAUUGGUUCAGGUAACCGUGCGCAAUCUCAAUGCUGUCAAAGAUGACCUCGAACUACAAGAUCAGAAACCAUUGCCGCCAACAAAACCGGUCAAAACCGUAUUUGCCGAUAAAUAUUUUUCGGAUGCUGUUAUGGUGAUCGAAUUCAUCUCAUCGUAUACGACAAUUUUGGAAGACAAGGACAAAUUUCGAAAUGGAAUUGAUUUUAGUCUUAUGGAACGAGCACUACUGAUGCGUGAAAUUGCCGGACCAUUGAGUGACAUUUUGCAAGUAUUGCUUGGUUCAAUAUUUUCAUUGCAAAUUGAAGAAGCCAACGAAAUCGACAUUGAAUUCGAAAGCGGUCCCGUUACAUUCAAAGACAACAUUCCCAGCGAACAAAAAGAUCUAAUUAAACGAGCCACAGCGGCUGCCACAUGGCCGCAAAAGUAUUUGAGCUCAAACAUGAGCGAAUUACCAAUUGAUGCAACUACAUUAACCGAACUUUUACGAUUGCAUUUUCUCACAUCUGGCGCUAAAUUGACGGAAGUUGGCACCAAAUAUCGUUUUCAGGAGCGUGGUGGUUUCCAAAAUACCGACGAUCCGGGCGUUAUGUUUUGCAUUGAAAAUCCCCAUAUUCUAAAAGCAUUAUCCAAGUAUACCGUAUAUGAACUGCCAACCGACGAUAUUUUGUCCAUUCUUCGUGUUUUAAUCAAUCAAAUUUUGAGCUAUUCAUCGGUUCGUGAUUUGGUGGAAGAACGUUUGGAAAAUUCAAACAAAGCAAAAAUGGCACUGAAAAAUUUACUAUCGGCUGAACGAAAGCGGGAAACAACAUUGGCCGCCGAAAUAAAAGCAACAUUGGAAGAAGUUAGAAAAACGAUGGAAGGUUUUGAAGGUACCGAUGAAGAGAAAGCCGCACACAAAGAAGCAUUGGACAAAAAAGCCGAUCUCAAAAUUAAAAAUUUGGAAUUUUUAGCCGAACGAGAGAAGAAAAAGUUCAUUGAACAAUUGGAUAAGUUGAAAAGUGAAAUUUUCGACUAUCAAUUGUGCUUGGGAUCUGAUCGUGCGUAUCGUACAUACUGGUUGUUUGAAUCAUUACCCGGUUUAUUCAUUGAACAUGAUCCAUUUGGUGGACAAUGUAUUGAAAAUCCCGUUACAAAUAUUCAUGGUUUGGCCAAUUGUCCGCCGGAAAAGCGAUAUUUGUUCAUCAAAAAUAUGCUACAGGAACAACAAAAUAACAAUUCAAAUGAUAAAGAUAAAGAAAAUAAAAUGAGUAAUACAUUGGACGCCAAACCAAAGCCAAACGAUGCUCCAAAACUGCUCGAAUCUGAUGCUGAGUCGGCAGCUGUGGCUGCAGCCGAGGCACAGGCACCGCCAGAAAUCACAUACUCACAACGUGAUCUGUUCAUGUGUACAGGUGACUACGAAACAUGCAAAGUUCAUAAUAUAAACGAUAAAUCACGUGUCACAUGGACAUUUUUGCACACCGAAGAAGAACUGAAUGCAUUGAUCGAUUCAUUAAAUCCACGUGGCUAUCGUGAAAAAUUACUAAAGGAACAACUUGAAUCUCAACGAGAACUGAUUCUAUUCCAUACGAAAAAGUGUCCAGUUGAUAAGCUACAAGUUGAGGCCGAUACAAUCGAACAAAGAAUCGAGCAAAUUACCAAUGAUAAAUCUAGAGUGUACUCAAACGCAAUGUUUAAUCAUCCGAAAGGAACGCCCAUUGGUGAUGUAAUGCUGGCCGAAAUUCGAUCGAACAUUCUGGAAUUGGAGUUCAAAGUUACAACCGGACAGCUUGGCGUGUUGGCUGUAAAAGAUCGCUUGCAAUGGCGUAGCGCUAUAGAGGCCCAGAGUUAUGACAUGCAGACGAGUCAUUUGCAAUGGGGACCAUAUGGUCAAUUCCAAGAAGACUCAAAGGGCAAACAGAAAGCUAUUCAACAAAAUGGAAAAGUGCCGAUCAAAAAGGAGGAAAAUGAUGGUGAAGAGGAAGAAAAUGAAGACGAAGAUGAUGAAAAUACGUCAUUGUCAAAUAUGAAUUAUGAAGAUCCUGGAGCAUUUGUCAAUGAUGAUCAAAGCGAUGAUUCAUCGGAACACGAAGAAAAAUUCAAACAAAUUCAUGGACUUUCCUGUGCUCUCUUACAAAUUGCACAAUCGAUCGAUGUCAAGUAUUUUAAACCGCCAUAUGGUAAUUUAAAAUCGGGCGGUAAACACGGAACAAAAGAGGAGAAUGCCGAAAAGGCACAACGCAGCUUGGAAAGAUGGCAGGUUUCAUUAAUGCAUUGUCAAAAUGCUUCACAGCUAUUUUUACACUACAAUGUUUUGUAUGAUGCCAUCAAAUGGACACGAUCGGCUCAAAAUGCAAAAUGUUCGUGUCGCAGUUCCAAAGAUCCAGACAAAUUGCUAUUAUGUGACGGUUGCAAUAUCGGACGUCAUAUCUACUGCUUAAAACCAAAACUAACGAAAGUGCCUGAAGGAGAUUGGUUCUGCAGCAGAUGCAAACCGAAUCAAGAGCCGCCAACACAGAAAAAGAAACGUCAAGCAUUCACCUAUUCAGAAGAAGAGGAUGAUAAUGAUGCCGAAGAAGAGGACGAGGAGGACGAAGAAGAUGGAGAAGAAGACGCAGAAGAAGAUGAAGAAGCUGAAGAUAGUGACGAAUCAACAUUGGACAGCACAUUUGAAGAUUCACCUUCUGACAGUAACUAUACAGAUAAGAAAGUUUGUGCAAGAUGUAAUAAAACCAAUCGCAAUCUGUUCAAAUGUUCGAAAUGUGAUCGACACUUUGAUACUAAAUGUUUGAAUUUAAAAUCGAAACCGGACAAAAAAUGGGCUUGCAGUUAUUGUACAGAAGGCAGAAAUAAACGACGUAGAAAUCAAAUUGAGGAUUAUGACAGUGAUGAAGAAACAGCAGCAAAAACACCAAAAUUGAAUGGUACCGAAGAACGACGAUCAUCGCGACGAAAAACCGAAUCAUCACCGCUCAACAGUCAUCGUUUGAGCAGCACAAGACGUAGUCGUGCAAACGAAGAUCUUUUACUCGACAACGUGUCCAUUCACAAGUUGCUCGAUGAAGUAUGUAAACACGAGAAUUCAUGGCCAUUUUUGCGGCCGGUCAGCAGGCAUGAAGUGCCCGAUUACCAUAAAGUCAUCAAAAAUCCCAUGGAUUUGGCCAAAAUCAAAUCAAAACUAAACACCGGACAAUAUUCAACAAACGCAGAAGUCAUGAAAGACAUUCAAUUGAUCUUUUACAAUUGUGACCUGUACAACCAAAAUGAAUCGGAAAUUUAUGUAGCCGGUGCAACGCUGGAGACGUACAUUGUGUCACGUUGUAAAGAGCUCGGUUUGCUGUUCGUUCCAAGUGAGAUGGCCAAUAGUUUAAGCGAUGAUUCGUCCUCAAAACGAAAGCGUCAAAAACUGUAAAUGCUGAGCAACAUCUUGAUACAUACCAACCCAUAGAAAAUGCACCAAUUCGUAACAAAAAAAAAAAACAAACAAACAAACAAAUAAUCGAA